CCGAUCCCCGGUCUUCCGCAAUUCCAAACCCUAGCACGCCGCUGUUUGUGGCGCACGGCGGCGCACCUUCCUCCUGUCUGUUCCAAAAGCGGAGGACGCGCGAGCCGCGCCCCUGUUAACCCUCUGUCAAUCUGAUCCGCCGGCGCUACCACGGAUCUGUUACGAUAUUGAAUUCAGCAACGAAGGAUCCGUCUUCAGAAGAAAUUAUACUCGACUAGCCAUUACUCUUCUCGUUCAAUUCAUACCCUUAAUUGGGAAUUUUUUAUGUUCUGUUCCACCAGCAGGCAUCGUACUAUGGAUCCGGUGAAGGCGAUCGAGAUGGGUGUCCACUCUUCCCCCCACUCAAUUCAACCAUGCUCCCCAGGAUGGUUUAUGCUUGAUACUGCAGUUGUCCUUGGAAAGCUUGACAAUAACACCGAGGGCACAUUCCGCUCGGAUGCGGGUUUGAACUUCUCCCUUUACCUUGACGUUACUAGUCCGCCGGCCUGCUCUCAUGUAUACCUUGACUGCCCAGAUGCCGUGGCACCCCCAACAGAAGAGCACGGCUUCUACGGGGCUUCCUCCGUUGUUGCUGCCGAUGGCGAACUCCUGCUUGUUUGCAUUGUGGUGCCUGUGAAGGAGGAGUACGGGUACAGCUACCCGGAAGAAUACUUUAUUUACCAUGCCAGCCCCGUUAGGCCCCUCAAUUAGGCGCCUGCCUUUCGAUGACUGGGCGCGACGGCCUGGGGUUCUUGGUAUCACUCGUUGUGGCCGCAGAGAGGGUUUUAUGGUCGUGACCUUCAGAAAAUUGUUAGUCGUCGGGGAUACGUCUGAAGACACUGACAAGGAGUUGGUUGAACUUGGUAGGUUCUCCGAAAGGGACCCACUGUGGCGUGUGCAGGAAAUAGAGUUGCCGUAUGACCUUGAUAUACAUGAGAGCAGGCCGGCGGACAAUGCUGCACUUCCGAUUGUGGGAGCCGGAUUAUCGUGACAGUAUAUGGUUAGUCAGUAUCGACAUGAAGGCACAGAUACUGAUGUCCUGGAAGAAGUACAGUAAAGCUGAGCAGCAUGAUGAUUACAAGGGGUUGUUUAUGUACAAACCAUCCCUAUGAUAUGUACAAAGACCAUGCAUCAGGAGGUUUCCACCUAAUGAGUUGCCUCAAGGACGUUCCAACACUCAAAGGUGAUAAUUACUCUGAGUGGAAUAAGAAAGUUGAUAUGACUCUUGUUUGCGUUGAGGUGGACUGGAUUCUGGAAAAACCACAGCCCGUUAAGCAUUCAGAGCCAGUCAGAGACGCCAAUGAUGAUGAUGAUGCAUGGGAGAAAAAGAAGUGGGAUCAUGCCACAGUGGAGAUGUCCUACUCCAUAAGCAACCAAAAUUGGGUAAAUGCCAACAAAAAGUGUUUGUCAUUUAUAAAGAACACAAUUGAGACAUCCAUUAUGGGACUCAACUGCAGAGUGCACUUCCGCAGAGGAGAUGCUAAAAAAGGUAAAGAGCCAGUUCACCCGCUCUUCAAAGACAUAUGCCACCCACUUGAUAAAACAAGUGGUCACACAGAGCUACACUGGAGGUGGCCAUGGCAUAAGAGAGCACAUCCUUCGGAUGAGCAAUACGGCAGCCAAGCUCAAGCCCAUGGAUGCAUAUGUGGAGAUCAAACCAGCUUUCCUCGUCCACCUGUUUAUAGUUUCGCUGCCAAAGGAAUUUGAGACUUUUGUUGUGAAAUACAACAUGCAGCUUGAUACAUGGGACAUAGAAAAGGCAAUAGCAAUGUGUUCCCAAGAAGAGGAGAGAAUCAAAGCUUCACAUGGUGGCUCCCUGAACUAUGUGAAGGAAAAGAAAAAGAAGUUCCAACCCAACAAAGGUUCUCCCUCAAAGCCAUAUGGUAAAGGUCAGCGGGACCUUUACCAUAUGGCUUUGAGGUAGGACGUUUGUUGGUUUGGAAAUUCUUUUUGCUUUUUCUUCACAUAGUUCAAGGAGCCACCAUGUGAAGCUUUGAUUCCCUCCUCUUCCUGGAAACACAUUGCUAUUGCAUUUUCUAUGUCCAUGUAUCUGCAUGUUCUAGUUCACAACAAAAGUCUCAAUUGUGUUCUUUAU
Hordeum vulgare subsp. vulgare (domesticated barley) is the source of this 2074-nucleotide messenger RNA. RefSeq lists its product as uncharacterized. Lineage: Eukaryota; Viridiplantae; Streptophyta; Magnoliopsida; Poales; Poaceae. The record is from RefSeq and is a predicted model, not a curated record. The transcript is spliced from 2 exons. The coding region runs from base 1048 to 1686 and encodes 212 amino acids.